This is a messenger RNA of Mucor mucedo, 888 nucleotides long. RefSeq lists its product as uncharacterized. Bases 1 to 888 code for a protein of 295 amino acids. Gene Ontology annotation, biological process: DNA damage response. NCBI's taxonomy places the organism in Eukaryota, Fungi, Mucoromycota, Mucoromycetes, Mucorales, Mucoraceae. The record is from RefSeq and is a predicted model, not a curated record. Gene Ontology annotation, molecular function: single-stranded DNA binding. The transcript is spliced from 6 exons.
AUGUGCGGAAGAUUCUGCUGCUCGUUAAACCGAGCAUCUGUGACCACAGAAUUAUACAAUCAUGCGGUAUGCGAGGAUAAGGAUAUUACUUGGUUGGAUAAAGAUAAAUACGUAGCAAGCUAUAAUGUUUGUCCUACACGAUACGUUCUUGCCUUGUAUCAAGACACCGUGUCGAAGCACAAAGUGCUACAGUCCAUGCAAUGGGGUUUCAUUCCUUCUUGGUCAAAAAAUUCCGCCAUGGCAAAACCUAUCAAUGCUAGGUCGGAAACCUUGCAAGAGACAUCUAUAUUUAGCAGCGCCAAACCUUGUAUUAUUAUAGCAGAAGGGUUUUACGAAUGGAAAACAUCGAGCACGAAAAUACCUUUUUACGUUAAAAGAAGAGACGGACAACUCAUGCUUUUUGCUGGUUUAUAUGACACCAACAAGCACUUUGGAGACAAGUUAACAACAUGUGCAAUCAUCACAACCCAAGCCUCUGAAUUCUUUGCUGUCAUUCACAAUAGAAUGCCAGUUAUUCUCGAGACAAAAGACGUGGAUCUUUGGUUGGAUCAUGGUACUCUUUUAUCUAAAUCAGUGAUUCAUCUCUUGAAGCCGUAUAAAGGACCGCUCCAAUGCUAUCAGGUGUCUAACGAGGUGGGACAAACAAAGAAGGAUACACCUGACUUGAUUGUACCGAUUGACAGCAAAAAGAGUUCCAUCACACACUUUCUAACCUACGUAGAUCCCACUGUAGUAGCCGCCCAAAAGGAAGAGCCUAUAGAUAAUGAGAAAGUAAGCGUAAAAAGAAAAGAGCCUCCAAAUGACACUGUUGUACCCAAGAAAAAGAGAGAAAGACCAUCCAAUAACACCUUGAUUACACACUUUUUUAACAAGGAAAAACAUGAAUAA